GCCUCCCUCAUAUCGUGAGGCAAUGGAUGCCGAUGCCAAGAUCUGGGGGAUGGAUCGUCUGGCUUUCCUUCGCAAAGGGCAGUUUGCGGGCUUGGUUCUACUAAGUCUGACAGCCCUCCUCUUAAUUCGUCGUGUGUGCUGCGUGCGGCCGAUGCGUCGCUUUCGCUGGAAUGCGUUGGUCUGCAUUCCGGUCAAUCCUUCAGCGGAAGUGCGGGGUUCCGCUCGGCCUGACAGCUCUCCUCCCAAUUCGUCCUGUGCAGAGAAAGCGGCCGAUGUGUCGCUUCCACCUGUGUGCGCUGGGUUGCACUCGGGUCAAUCUUCCAGCGGAAUUGCCAUGAGCACUUCCACUUUUGCGGAGGGGCCUUCGGUUGAGGCCCAAGCGGAUGCCAUCUCCCAGCCUUCGGCAGAGGAUAUCAUACGGUUCAUACAUUCUCUCAUGCCGGCGUUCGCUUUUCAAGCCUUUGCCAUUUUCCAGAACAUUGGAUCUGAGAGGCGUGUAAACGCCAAUAGAUCUACGUGCUCGGAGCCUGCUGGCCAACCUGUGUCUGGAUCUUCUGACUCCGAUGUAGAGGUAAUCUCGGACGAGGACAGCGGGGUGCCAGCCCUGAGUCCUGCUCUUCCUUCUAGCAACACUUUGACUUCUGACUCCGUGCCGUGUGGUCAAUUUUUGCUCGACUUGUGCUCUGGAGCCGCUGCCCCAUUGUCUAAGGCUGCGCAGCGCAUCGGUAUCGAUGUCCUUCCCAUUGACAUUCUUGUGUGCCAUUCGCAUGAUUUGCUGCAGGACAGUUUUUAUGAAUCCUUGCUUCGCCUGGCGUUUAGUGGACGCGCACGCUAUGCAGCUGGAUCCCCGCCGUGCUCGGAGUACUCUCUACUGAAGCAAGCUCCUGGGGGACCUAGGCCGUGUCGAUCCGCUGAUCACCUCGGUGGUUUUCCUGAUAAUUCUCCGGCGUUGCAAGCUAAGGUUGAGUCGAGUCGUACUCUAAUGCAGCGGACUGUGCAAAUCCUCUUAGCAGUCUACCAAGCCGGUGGACACUGUGCGCUUGAGCAGCCGCGAAAUUCUUUGGCGUGGCGCGAAGAUUUUGUCCAGUCUUUCAUGCAGCAGAUUCAAGCAGACUUGAUAGUUGUUGCGGCCUGCCUAUAUGGCAUGGACGCGUACAAGCAUUGGAUUUUUGCCACAUCCUGGCGUGCGUUGCAAAAACUCCAGGGAAUUUGCCCUCACGCCCGCGACUAUCAUCCUAGUUUUGUCGGGAUUCAAGAGCCGGGUGGGGGAUAUAUUUCCAGGGCCACGGCGAUGUUUCCUGAAUCCCUUGCUGAUGCAUAUGUGGCUGCGCUGGCCCCGCUCUUUGACCCACUGCCCACGGGCCAGGGCAAGUGCUUGACUUUUCCUGAAGCAUUGCAGACCAUUCCAGUCAGGCCCUUGGAUGACUUUCCUACAGCUUCCCAAGAUGGUGGGGGCAUCUACUCUGUGCCCGAUUGGACGAGCCCGCAGCCUGGGUUCGAUGAUAGUUUUGCGUCUGUGCGUCAUGAGCUUCGCAAGUUUUUUGCUCAGAUCCGUAUUUUCUCUCGUUUACGAGCCCAUGUGGAUGCCCCAACCUCUGAGCCUCUUUUCACUUCUGCAGAAGUGCAGCAUAUGCGGACGCUCUGGGAAGCAUGGUUUCAAGAGCAAGGCCACUCCGAGCCUAUUUCGUGGGCGGCCGCCCCUAGGCAACCGUACUCGCUUGAUGCCUUGCAAGCUUUGGCCACUGUGCUAGGUGAUAAGGAUGUUAGUGCUGAAGAGGCCCCUGAGUUGCUUGAAGAGUUAAUUCAGGAGGAGCUUAGCGCAGGGUAUUUGGAGCCUGUGCCAUCCCUUGAUACUGCCCAGCAGCGCUGGGACCAGGUUGCAGUAGGCAAAGCUAAUGUUGUGCAGGCCGCGGGCCGCAAGCCUCGUUUAAUUAUCGACCCGACAAUUUCGGGCGUUAAUCCAGCUUGCUUCCUCCCAGAGCGGUUCACGCUUCCUACUCUGGAGGACCUUCGCAAUGCAGUGCCUCUCUGUGGGUGCGGUGAAGAAAUCGGUGGAUUCACUUUGGACAUUGCUGCUGCGCAUAAGACAGUCCGGGUCAGAGAAUCUGAGCGUGGACUUCUCGGUGUGUGCAUACACGGCCGUUAUUACUUUUAUAAGGUAACCCCUUUUGGAGGCGCCUUCUCUGCCUUAUGGUGGCAGCGGUUAGCUGGGUUCCUGACUCGGGUUGGUCACCGCCUUGUGUGGAUCAGCCAUGUUCUCAUGAUAUAUGUGGAUGAUGCUUUGCUGAUCCAGGCUGGCUCGGUGCUUCCGUUUGGCGCCGCGCUGCUCCUGGGGCUUUGUCAGGCUUUCGGCUACCCUUUGAGUUGGAAGAAAUUGCAGCUUGGGCCCGAAGUUGUGUGGAUAGGGUGGCAGUUGUGUUUUCGUUCACUUGCUUUCCGGCUCCCCAACAGCAAGAUCGUACGCCUCCUGCAGGCCCUGCGUGAUGUCCUUGAACCGGCCAGCACUACAGUCAAGUCCCUUGAAAAGCUUAUCGGCAUCCUUCACUGGGUUAUGCAGAUGUGCCCACAGCUACGCCCGUGGCUAUGCUUUCUGUACUUCGAUAAAGACCGCCCUCCUGCGACCAACUUUUCUGCCAGCUUGCCAGUGUGGCAGAAAAUGAGCUGCUAUCUAGAUGAUAACAUGGUUUUUCACACUAGGCCGCCGGGUACUAGCAUCUCCGUGGGAGCUGUGCUUCUUGCAGCGCGGCGUCGCGCCCUCAAAUCAAAAAAGGAUCUUGCCAUGGUCAAGUGCACCGGCAAGCGCAUGUGGAUGCGUGUGGCGGAAUUGGCACAGUUAGACAUCGUGUGUUACGAGACGCUGGCGCAAGUUGCACUGGUGCUGUGCUAUGCCAGUGCUUGCCGAGGGGCCAAGAACGACGAGGCUGACUGGUUGAGUCGGUGGAACCAAGCAGAUGA
Molecule: messenger RNA, 2955 nt
Organism: Symbiodinium pilosum
Lineage: Eukaryota; Dinophyceae; Suessiales; Symbiodiniaceae
Source: the annotation of a GenBank genome assembly